Molecule: messenger RNA, 4840 nt
Organism: Styela clava
Lineage: Eukaryota; Metazoa; Chordata; Ascidiacea; Stolidobranchia; Styelidae
Product: xanthine dehydrogenase/oxidase-like
Molecular function (GO): FAD binding; 2 iron, 2 sulfur cluster binding; xanthine dehydrogenase activity
Source: RefSeq, a predicted model, not a curated record
AUGUGUGUAUAUUCUUAUUGGUUACGUUACGGGAUUAGUGCAGUCAUUAUAAUCUAUGCAUCCUGUACGUAGUCACCGCGCGAUAUCAUUUACACCCAUAAAUUCAAGAAAGGCUGGAUUUGCCCCAUAAUAGGCUACUGUCGUACUGGUGACAAACAGUCGCUUCGGACAUUUAAUAUAUAACUGGCAUAAUGACGAUUUUCAUAUCACGUAUUGUCUCCCUCGUGCUAAAGUGAUGCUUUUUAUUUAUUAUCCCGCAUUUGAAUUUAUAUAUAUCAUAUACAAGGGAAUAUUAGCCAACAUGUCCGAAUCGGGUCGAAAUAUUGUUAAAACAUUAUCGGACUGUGACUAUACACCUCAGUGACUAUGACACGAUUGUGAAUCAAUAGACACGUUCUUAACCUCGCUUGGGUCAUUGCAGCAAACUUCUGGGAUAAAUAGUAACCGCGGUUACGGAGCAUUUAGUGCUCCUCAUAAAAGUUUUUUUGUUUUAUAAUAGGCUGUGCAAAUAUUUGCAGAAGGGGUAUGAGGACUCUGAUAUGGACUGUUAUAAGUUUUAACAAUAGUUUGUUAACGGUAUUUGGAUGUAGAAACUGAUGGGUUAAGACAUAUAUCUUUCCACCAAAAUCUGAAUUUUGUUGCAGGUAUUACAGCAUAUAUUGGAGAAAAUGGCGUCAGCGGAGAAAUCCGACGUUCUUAUAUUUUACGUUAAUGGAAAGAAGGUGAUGGAAAAGAACGCAGACCCAGAAACUACCUUACUUACUUAUUUAAGAAAUAAUCUUCGACUCACUGGUUCCAAGCUUGGAUGUGGAGAAGGCGGGUGUGGUGCUUGCACUGUCAUGAUAUCAAAAUGGGAGAAAAGUUUAGAAAAGGCAAGACACUUUGCAGUGAAUGCAUGUCUGGCACCGCUGGUUUCUGUACACGGGUGUGCGGUAACAACAGUAGAAGGAAUCGGCAGCACAAAAACAAAACUUCAUCAGAUCCAAGAAAGGUUGGCAAAGUUUCACGGAUCACAAUGUGGAUUUUGUACUCCUGGUAUUGUUAUGUCGAUGUACGCAUUAUUGCGUAACAACCAAAUUCCGUCGGCAAGUGAUAUCGAUAACUGUUUACAAGGAAAUCUAUGUAGAUGUACUGGAUAUAGACCAAUUAUUGCAGCGUUCAAAACUUUUACUUGUCCAAUGGGUGAAAAAUGCUGCAAAUUUCAAAAAGAUGCACAUAACAGUCAAGAGAAUGAAAUUGAAAACAAACAGAACGGAUGGCUACCUUACGACCCUUCACAAGAACCAAUAUUUCCCCCAGAACUCAUGAUCUCAAACAAGACAAACAAUUUAGCUCGAUCUUUAACAUUCGUGGGAGAGGGAGUGACUUGGCAUCAGCCAAUCAAUUUGAAGGAAAUGUUGUCACUUAAAAAACAUUUUCCGGAUGCCAGAAUUGUUGUCGGAAACACAGAAGUUGGGAUAGAAAUGAAUAUCAAAGGACAUUGUUAUCCGCAUAUCAUUUGCCCAAUAAAUGUACAAGAACUUAACGAAAUGAACUUCGAUGACGAAGGCAUUAGCAUUGGUGCAUCGUGUCGCCUCUCAGAUGUUGCUGGAUUUUUGGAAUCUCUGCGCAAAGACAAAACUGAAGAAGAAACUCAAAUAUUUUACUCAAUAUUGGAAAUGUUAAAACUAUUUGCUGGAUUGCAGAUUCGUAAUGUGGCGUGCAUCGGUGGAAACAUCAUGACAGCAAGUCCAAUAUCGGAUCUCAAUCCCAUUUUACUUGCGGUUGGAGCAAAACUAACUUUUGCUUCAUUAAGUUCUGGUUUGAGAGAAAUUCAAAUGGAUGAAACAUUUUUUAUCGGAUACAGAAAAACGAAAACGAGAAAAGAUGAGAUCUUGGUUUCAAUAAAAAUUCCAUUUCUAACCGAAAAUGACGUCAUGAAGGCGUAUAAGCAAUCAAAGAGAAAAGAAGAUGACAUAGCUAUAGUAAAUUCAGCAAUGCAUGUUGCUUUUGAACCUGGAACAAAAACGGUUAAAAAACUAUCGAUAGCUUUCGGAGGAAUGGCAGCAAUAACAAAAGUUCCGACACAAACAAUGUCAAAAACAAUUGGAAGAACCUGGGACGGUAGUUUACUGAAUGAUGUUUGCUCGUGGUUGAGUGAAGAGAUGAAAUUGUCACUUGAUGCACCGGGAGGAAUGGUACAGUAUCGCCGUACACUGGUGACAAGCUUCUUCUUCAAAUUUUAUCAUCAUACAAUGAAUAUUUUGGUUGAAAGAGGAAUUUCAAAAAAAAACAACAUCGCAAUCAGUCGAGAAAUCAUUUCCGAUUUAUCGGUCGAAGAAGAAUCAUUUACAAGCACACAAACAUGGCAGGAGGUGCCUGAAGAUCAAAAACCAAUCGAUACCAUUGGUCGUCCGAUUCCUCAUCUAUCUGGAUUCAAGCAUACAACUGGAGAAGCAAUAUAUAUUGAUGAUAUACCACCUUACAGAGAUGAAUUGCAGAUGGUAUUAGUCUGCAGCACGAGAGCCCAUGCAAAAAUUAUCGAUGUUGAUCCAACUGUGGCACUUGAAUGUCCAGGAGUGGUUUCGUAUGUUGACAAGAAUGAUGUCAUCGGUGAAAAUGACCUUGGCAUGUACGGCGAAGUGUUUGCGAAUGGAAAGGUAACAUGUGUUGGGCACGUUAUUGGAGCCAUUGUAGCCGACACUCAGGCAAACGCAAUCAAAGCAAGUCGAUUGGUGAAAAUAACUUACGAAGAUAUAUUACCAAGAGUUAUUACCAUAGAGGAUGCUAUUAAACACGACAAAUUGUCAAUUGUAAAAAAAAUUAAAAGAGGAAAUGCUGAGGAAGGUUUCAAAAAAUGUGAUUUUGUCGUCGAAGAUGAAGCAAGAGUUGGUGGACAAGAACAUUUCUAUAUGGAGACUCAAUGUUGUAUUGCUAUUCCAAAAAAUGAAGAUGGAGAAAUGGAAGUAUUUAGUUCGUGCCAAUAUCCAAACGGAUUGCAAACUAUGGCUGCGACUUGCCUAGGACUGAAGAGAAAUAAAGUUAUCGUUCGCACGAAGCGACUAGGUGGAGGAUUUGGAGGAAAAGAAACCCGAUUUUGUGUCAUAUCAAAUCCCGCAGUUAUAGCAGCAAGAAAAUUGGGAAAGCCAAUAAGAUGCGUGUUAACCAGACAACAAGAUAUGCAAAUCACCGGCGGUAGACAUCCAUUUUUGGGUAGAUAUAAGAUCGGAUUCAAUAAAGAUGGUCAAAUCAAGGCACUGCAGAUAAAACUGUAUAGUAACGGUGGAAAUUCAGAUGAUUUGUCGUUUGGGGUGAUGGAUCGGGCAAUCGUGCAUGCUGAUAACAGCUAUAAUGUGCCUCAUAUGGAAGUGACAGGAAGUGUAUGUCAGACCAACGUUGCAUCAAAUACUGCGUUCCGAGGAUUUGGCAGCCCUCAAGCAAUGAUCAUAUCUGAAGCUUGGAUAACGAAGGUUGCAGAAACUUUAAAUAUGGAUUCAGAAAAGGUUCGUGAAUUGAACAUGUACAAAGAUGGCGAUCGAAUUUUGCACGGAACUUUACUUCAAAAUUUCCAAGCAAAACGAUGCUGGGAUGAAUGUCUUGAAAAGUCGAACUUUCACGUUGUUCGAAAGGAAAUUCGGGACUUCAAUAAAUCUUCAAGGUGGAAAAAACGAGGAAUUGCUUGCAUUCCAUCAACAUAUGCUGUUGGAUUUGGUCCUAAACAUUUGAAUCAAGGUUGCGCUUUGGUGCUAAUAUACACCGAUGGAACGGUCUUGUUGUCACAUGGCGGAACUGAAAUGGGACAAGGAUUAGAUACUAAAAUGGUUCAGGUGGCAAGUAGAGCUUUGGGAGUGUCUGUAGACAUGAUCCACAUUUCCGAAUGUUCAACAUCAUCUGUACCAAAUGCAUCAGCUACCGCAGCAAGCUCUUCGAGCGACUUGCACGGCAUGGCUGUUAAGGAAGCAUGUGAAAAAAUCAUGAAAAGGAUGGAACCGCUCAGAAAAUCGAAUCCAAAUAUUGGAUGGGAGGAACUAAUAGAGAAAGCCUAUUUGAAGCGAAUCAGUCUUUCCGCUACUGGAUUUUACAAGGUUCCAGGCCUAACUAAUGUAUGGGAUUGCCAAACCGGGGAUGUUAAGGGAGAUAUGUUUAGCUAUAUAGCCUACGGAGCAGCAGUUUCUCAGAUAGAAAUCGAUGUAUUAACUGGACAUCACGCUGUGCUAAGAACUGAUCUUGUUGUUGAUGUGGGAAAUAGCUUGAAUCCAGCAAUUGAUAUCGGACAGAUUGAAGGUGCUUUUGCUCAAGGAUACGGAAUGAUGACUUUAGAAGAAAUGCUUCAUUCACCGUCAGGGCAUUUAUGGACUAUAGGUCCAGGAGCCUACAAAAUCCCAGCAUUUGCUAACACUCCGAAACAUUUCCAUGUUCAUCUAUUGCGAAAUUGUCCCAAUGAAAAGGCGAUAUAUUGUUCAAAGGCUGUUGGUGAACCACCAUUGUUCUUGGCAGCGUCGGUCUUAUUUGCCAUAAAAGAUGCAAUCAAAUCUGCGCGAUCAGAUGCUGGAAUAACUGGUCCUUUUCGACUCGAUAGUCCAGCAACUGCUGAAAGAAUCAGAAUAGCAUGUGAAGAUGACUUUGCUAGCAAGGCAAAGCCUUCUGAAAGUGAGAACGGGUUACAACCAUGGGCAGUCCGUGCAUAAAUUUAAUUUUUUCUAAAAAUUAUCAAAAAUUGUUCAUAAUAUUUUUAUGUUAUUAACUGCAUUGUAAUAAUUGCAAUUGACGUUUAAAUUAAGUGUUUAAUAAUUCAUAAUUAUAUAUAUAUAUAUAUAUAUCUAAAAAUUGCUGUUAUAAUAUAUUACUUACUUAAUUUGCA